GUGUGUAGGGGUUUGAGGGAGAGCGAGAGACUGCCUUCUGUCCAAUUAAAAAAGUGACCAGUCUGGACAGUAACAUGAAUAAGAAAAAAAAUAAACGACACUCAGAGGAAGAUGAGGAAGAGGAAGAAGGAUCAUUGAUCCCGUACUACUUCUCGGUGAUGACGGGUUCGGACAGGGAUGCAGGGACAUACAGCCGAGCAUACGUCAUCAUUGUAGGAAAGAAGCACAACAUGACGGAGCGUCUCUGGCUUGACUUAGAUGGGAAAAAUGGAUUCCAGCCUGGAUCUCUGGAUUACUUCACCUGUUACGGUACUGAUGUGGGAGAAAUCAAAAAAGUGGAGCUGGGUCAUGACGGUGCGACUCCAGAUAGCUGCUGGUUGGUCGAGGAAUUGUCCGUUGAGGUGCCCACUAAAGCAGUGCGCUACGUCUUCCACUGUAAGUGCUGGCUGGCCAAAGACAGAGGAGACGGACUCACCGCUCGCAUCCUAAACAUACAGGAUGCUGAAAUUAUCAACAUCUCACAGAAGGUGAUCUAUGAGGUAACCGUGACAACAGGAGAUGUUCAGCACGCAGGGACAGACACACAGAUUUACAUCACUGUGUUUGGAGUCUAUGGCACCUCAGAGGAGAUGCUACUGCCAAAAUUAGAGGACAGGUUUGAGCGAGGGCAGGUGGACACGUUUAAUCUGGAGAUUGAGGAUAUUUCUCCUUUGAGAAAAAUGAGAGUGCGUAUAGAUGGUUCCGGAAGCAGACCUGACUGGUUUCUGGAUAAGAUUGAACUGCAUAACCUGCAGAUGGGAGAGGUGGCAUUGUUUACAUACGAGGAAUGGCUGUCUUGCUUGUAUGGACCCAAACGAACGCUCAUUUGCGAGAUGCCUGCUGUGAUAAAUGAUGAAGAAAUGGUGGAGCUCACCAUCUACACCAUUUCUGUGAAGACUAGUGAUGCAACCGGCGCAGGAACCGAUGCUAAUGUGUGGAUGAUUAUUUUUGGUGAGAAUGGAGACACUGGAACUCUAGCCCUGAAAGAGAGCAACAACACCAACAAGUUUGAACGCAAACAGACAGACACAUUCCGUUUCCCUGACAUCCUUAGCUUGGGCGAACUCUCGAAAGUACGCGUUUGGCACGACAACUCAGGUCCAGCUCCUGGUUGGCACCUGGAGUAUGUAGAUGUGCAUGAUGACUACUUGGGGAAGAAAUUUCGAUUUCAGUGCGACCGCUGGCUCGCCAAGAAUGAAGAUGAUGGACAGAUAAUGAGAGAGCUAGCAUGUGCCAACAAUGAUGCAUUAGAUUUCGACGAAAAAACAAAAUAUGAGAUUCAGGUAACAACAGCGGAUACAGAUGAUGCAGAAACCAAAGAGAACGCCUGGAUCGUUCUAGAAGGGAAGAAAGGACGUUCUAAAGAGUUUGUGAUGGAGAACUCGACAAAGAAGAAGCGUUUCUUACGAGGCUGUACGGACAGUUUUGUGUUCUCCUCUAAGGAGCUGGGAGACAUCGCUGGGAUCUGUCUGGGACAUAUCCCUAAAGAUGGCAAGAAAGUCAAAUCUGAGGCCUCUUGGGGUGUGGAGAAGGUUGUUGUCACGGAGAAGGAGUUAGGCAAUAGGUAUAUCUUUUGUUGUAACACCACGAUACCUCUGUCCUCGAAACGAGAUGAGUUCCAGACUUUCGAGUGCACCAAAUUCAUCGAGAGUUUUGCUAGCAAGGCCCAAAGCCUUGUUCCUGUAAAAUACGAGAUCAUCGUCAUCACUGGCGACGAGAAGGGUGCAGGCACCGAUGCCAACGUCUACGUCACCAUCUUUGGCUCCAACGGCGACUCUGGUCGAAGGCAACUCUGCCAGAAGUUCCGGAAUCUGUUUGAGCGCGGCCAGACGAACCGGUUCAUUCUAGAACUGCUGGACAUGGGUGACCUGCUCAGGGUGUGCGUGGAACACGAUAAUUCCGGUCUCAGUCCUGGUUGGCUUCUGAGCAGGAUCGAGAUUACGAACACAGCCAAUGGAGUGACGACAAUCUUCACGUGCGGGAAAUGGCUGGACAAGAACAAGUUAGAUGGGAGGAUAAAACGUGUGAUCUACCCAAAAUAUUGACAUUAAAUCAACCAAAACAAAGUUUCAAGCAGUAUUACUAAUGCUCAAUAUUAUAUCAUAAUGCCACGGGACAAAACCAGAGUAAAUUAUUUUCGUGGUUGUUGUCAAUAUGUCAUAAAUUAGCGUCAUGAGAUAAUUCCCGGAUGAAGUAUGCACGGAAAUUCCUUUAUACUACUUACCUGCAUACCUAAUGGCUGAGUAGUGCGUUCUUCAUCAAAAUUAGUAUAUAAUCUGACAAGCAAUUCGAACGACCUAGUCAGCAUUUUUGCAAUUCCGUUUGGUGGCAGUGGCACAAAAAUGGCACACUUCAUCUUUAAUUGUUAAUGAAAUUACAUUAAGAGAUUGUGCCCUGGAUUCUGAGAGCAUGUAAUAUUGAUAUUUGCUUUGAAUAUACAGUAAAACGUCUUGAAGGCAUCUUUCCACUGGAAUGAAUUAGAAUAAUCACUCGUUGAAUUCAUAAUGGCAGCUGCAUUUCUGAGCAGGAGAAAGAAGGAGCAAUUAAAGAAAUAACUGAGUUUACGCCUUCAUCUUUAUUUGGCCAAUCAAAUCCACUCUUUUAUAAAAUCAGGAAAACAUCAGCCCAUUUACAUUGCUCAGAUUGUUGUAGAAUACAGCAGAAUAUUUUGAUUGAUUCCGGUUUUAUGAUCACGAGAUUCCCCUCAGCGCUUCGCAUAUCACUCAGAAAAACUUUGAAAACCUUUUUAGAUGGAUUUUUCCGGAAAAUUCCAGCUUCUCUCCCAGCUUCCAGAGUGCCACCUUCCUGUACAAGUUGCUGAUGUGCCUUUAAAGUUUGAAUGAUUUAAUGGAUGUUUGAAAGAAUACAUUGUUUGUUUUUUAAUGUUAUUAAUUUGUACUUAUCGUUACCUCUGUGAGGCUGAAUUCUCACACACAUUAAGUUGAGAAGUGCAUGUGUGUGCUGCUAAAUUUAUCCAGUAAAACUCA
Molecule: messenger RNA, 3026 nt
Organism: Myxocyprinus asiaticus (Chinese sucker)
Lineage: Eukaryota; Metazoa; Chordata; Actinopteri; Cypriniformes; Catostomidae
Product: lipoxygenase homology domain-containing protein 1-like
Exons: 11
Coding region: 75-2084 (669 amino acids)
Molecular function (GO): protein binding
Source: RefSeq, a predicted model, not a curated record